CCGCGCUCAAAACAACUGAACAUUGGCUUUUUCAAUUACUUUAAUACAUAACAUUCGGAUAUUUGCAAACGCAGCGUCAAAUCACGAUGGUGAAAGGCGUAUUGGUCACUGGGGCCAGUGGGCUUCUUGGACGUCAGGUACAGAGACAAUUCCAUCUUGAUGGCUGGAAGGCUGUGGGCACUGGCUUGAACAGAAUCAGUCCGCCAGAGGUGAUCAAGCUCGAUAUUCUUGACAAGAAUGAGAUUGAUCGCGUUCUUGAUGAAGUCAAGCCAGAAGUAGUAGUGCAUUGCGCCGCCAACCGCUUUCCUGACAAAUGUGAUGCCGACCCGGAGGCCGCAAAAAAGAUAAACGUUGAAUCAAGCCGUGCACUGGCAGAGGCAACAACCACGCGUGGCAUCUUCCUCAUCUACAUCUCUACCGACUAUGUCUUUCCCGGUGUACGUGGCCAAGCACCAUACAAAACCGAUGCGGCCACGGAUCCCCCAAACAUCUACGGCCAAACUAAGCUCGAUGGUGAGAAAGCCGUGCUAGGUGUCGCAGCGCAGAAACCGGAUGUGAAGAACAAGGUAGUCGUCCUUCGUGUUCCCGUAUUAUACGGAUCCUGCGACGAGCCCAAAGAGAGCGCUGUCAACAUCCUCAUGUCUCAACUAUGGGCCGCACAGAACCUGAAGGAAGGAGACCCCAAGAUAAAAGUGGACGACUACGCCCUGCGUUUCCCUACCAACACAUCCGACGUGGGACGAGUAUGUCGCGACAUCAGCAAGCUCUACACCGAUACGUCGAGUUCUGGAAAGGACCUGCCGUCCGUCCUGCAGUUCAGCUCCGAGGACCAAAUGACCAAGUGGGAGAUCGUGAAGACGUAUGCGGAGAUCAUGGGCCUUCCGUUGGAUAAUAUGGAGCCCUUCACGCCUGAGGAGAACCCGCAAGACGGUGUCAAGAGACCCUAUGAUUGUCAUCUUGAUACAAGCGCUCUGAGGGAGAUUGGUAUCGAUGUCAGCACGGUAGAUUUCCGCACUUGGUGGCGGAGAGAAGUACACGCAUUCCGUUAAUAGUCUUGUCUUUUAGUGUACACAAGGUGUCACAAAAUCAGUCUGUAAUCAUAUCCUACCAAAAGAUCUAAUUUCCAGCAUUCUGGAUAUGGUUACAUUUUUGAUCUACCCACUUGAUUUUGAGACAAGGCAACAGCUGAAAUGUUGCUAUAUAUUAAUCUUCGAGGCAAAUUGAGGCUUCCAGUUAGAUGAC
Molecule: messenger RNA, 1242 nt
Organism: Aaosphaeria arxii CBS 175.79
Lineage: Eukaryota; Fungi; Ascomycota; Dothideomycetes; Pleosporales
Product: NAD(P)-binding protein
Exons: 5
Coding region: 87-1049 (320 amino acids)
Biological process (GO): S-adenosylmethionine biosynthetic process
Cellular component (GO): methionine adenosyltransferase complex
Molecular function (GO): methionine adenosyltransferase regulator activity
Source: RefSeq, a predicted model, not a curated record